Messenger RNA from Olea europaea var. sylvestris, 999 nucleotides. RefSeq names its product BURP domain-containing protein 16-like. The record is from RefSeq and is a predicted model, not a curated record. The coding region runs from base 1 to 999 and encodes 332 amino acids. The transcript has a single exon. NCBI's taxonomy places the organism in Eukaryota, Viridiplantae, Streptophyta, Magnoliopsida, Lamiales, Oleaceae.
AUGGCUACUUCACAUUCUCUCCCCUCUCUCCUCUUCUUUCACUUGGCCUUUUCGCUUAGUUUCACUUCCUUUGCGUCAACUCAAUACUCACCAUCAUCGAUUGCGUCUGACCAGAUCAAGUUCUGGUAUGAAAAUGUUCACAACCAAAUGCCAGAUUCUGUCUUUAAAAAACUAUCCCCGUUAACAAAAACGGAUCGUGAUUAUUACAAAAAUCUGAUAACCAAAAAAGAUUUCUCAGAAAAUCCUAGUUUUUGCUCACUUGCUAAACUCUCUUGUUCACCCGGAUUAAAGGAUGCUCGGCGAAAACCAACCAAUACGUACAGUAAUAAUGGUGCAUCACCUAUCAACUCCAAUGCGGCAGACAAAUUUUCUUACUUCAGGAUCUCAACCCUUACAGAAGGAAAUAAAUUCCAUCUCUCAGAUUUAGAAGAAAAAAUUCCAAAUCGAGCAUUUCUCCCUCAAGAAAUAGCAUCAAAAAUUUCUAUCAGCAGAAAAAGCAUUACAAAACUAUUUCCCAAGUCCUUUGAACUGUCAAAAAAUUCUAUGGAAAUGACACUUUCUUAUUGCAAUGCACAAGCUCUAAAGGGAGAAAUCAAGAAUUGCCCAAAAUCCCUUGAAGAAAUGAUUAGUUUCGCAAAGUUUGCCUUAGGCAAAAACAAGUUACUCGUGCUGGCUUCAGAACGCACAAGAAGAAGUGAAUUCCUGAUAAGAAAGAUCAAGAAAUUUGAUAGGCAGAAAGUAGUGGCCUGCCAUGAAGUUUAUCUUCCCUUUGCUGCCUAUUUCUGCCAUUCAACCUCUUCAACUCAAAUCUAUGCUGUAGACUUGAUUGAACCCGAGACUCGACUCCCAGUUAGCACUGUGAUUGCGAUAUGUCAUAUGGAUACCUCAGCUUGGCCUGCAAAUCAUGUGGCUUUUAAGAUUCUGAAAUUCUCCCCUGGAGAAGGCGAGGCAUGUCACUGGAUAUCGAACAUUGAUCUUGCAUGGAUUGCUGUUGACUAG